This is a messenger RNA of Parastagonospora nodorum SN15, 1527 nucleotides long. RefSeq lists its product as hypothetical. The transcript is spliced from 4 exons. NCBI's taxonomy places the organism in Eukaryota, Fungi, Ascomycota, Dothideomycetes, Pleosporales, Phaeosphaeriaceae. The coding region runs from base 1 to 1527 and encodes 508 amino acids. Gene Ontology annotation, biological process: mitotic sister chromatid segregation; cell division. Gene Ontology annotation, cellular component: MIS12/MIND type complex. The record is from RefSeq and is a predicted model, not a curated record.
AUGACCACCGUUUUUGCGCGCUCACCUCUCCAAUCGCUCCCCAUGGCCGCAAACCGACCUACGACGCGACGGAGAAGUGUCAAACAGGCCUUUGAAGAUGAUGACGCACCCGCGCCCGCGCCCAAGCGCUCGCGGACCGAAGUAAACGGCACCAGCAAGAAAACCGCAACCGCGAAGAAGAGCGCAAAGGCUGCGUAUGACGAGGAUGACGACGGCUUCCAGUUCUCGCGACGCACUUCGAAAAGGACCACCAAGGCGCAAGCGGCAUCUGCGCCAGAACCCAUGCCCGAGGAGCCUCCAGCGAAGAACGCGCAAUCUCAGGAUCCCCUACCUGCCAAACCUACCGCGCGUCGGAAGAAGACUACGACUACAGUAGUCGAACUGGAGGUUGCAGAAACACAUAAGCGCCGGCGUUCGACGCGUCUUUCUGCCGACAAGGAGCAACUAGAAGUUCGCCCGAAAGCAGCAGAACCCGCCACCUCGAAGCGCCCGAGGAAAAGCGCGCCCGCCGAGAAAGAGAGAAGGAAACAAGUCACUCCAGUACCUGAGGCCAAGCCUGAGGGGAAAGGUGCCUUGGUAGGCACAAAGACGCCUACCCAGAAUGAGCUCACAGUCGCGAAGAAGCGCGACCCGAACGCGCAAAGGAUCAUGCUACCGUUUGCGGAUACUCCGGUCAUCACCAGGAACAAGGAGAUGCGAAAGGGCAGCAAGGAGGGGCAUCGCAGGAGCAGCACAGGCUUGCGAGGCAGGAGGGCGAGCUCGUUGAUUGACAGCGGGAUGUCAAAUGAAGUCGAAGUCCGAGACUUUUACAAGUACAUCGAGCAAAGUCUACCCGAGCCAAGGCGGAUGAAGCAACUGUUGACUUGGUGUGGAUCGCGAGCGCUACCAGAGAAACCAUCUGGCAAUGUCAAGAAUGCGAACGCAAUAAUGGCCGCAAGGGCGAUACAGCAGGAGCUGAUUGACGAUUUCGCAAGCAAACCAGAGCUCUCGGACUGGUUCAGCAGGAAUGAGAAGAACAACGCUACACUGCAGGAGUUGGAAGACGAAGUCAAAAGACUCGAAGCAGAGAAAUCCGCCUGGGAAGCAUUAGCAGCAACAUCCACAUCCAUGCCUCCCCCAGCCGCCCCUCCAAAGACUUUCCCGACACCGAAAUUCUCCGAAAUCGAUACCUCGCUUCUCGACCCCGAACAAGCUGCCAUCCUCGCCGCCCUUCAAACACCACAGACCCAAGACUCGGAGCAACGACCGCCGUCGUCCGCGUUCACAUUCACAACUACCACCGCACUGCAAUCACAUCUCACACACCUCAGCCAAUCUCUCGAACCGCACAUCGAUUUAUUUGCGGACGGCGUGCACAAGAUCGAACAAUACCGCAACACGGCCGAGCGCGUAGCGGAUCGCAUCCUCGGCACAGCGAGCAAGAGGCUAGAAGAGCGAGAUCGCGAAGUGAAGCAGCGUGUAGGCGCCGAGGGGAUUGGCGUGGGCGAUGUACUCCGUGGACUGGCAGGGGUGCUUGGUGAGCAAUAA